Molecule: messenger RNA, 1350 nt
Organism: Daphnia carinata
Lineage: Eukaryota; Metazoa; Arthropoda; Branchiopoda; Diplostraca; Daphniidae
Product: KAT8 regulatory NSL complex subunit 2-like
Exons: 7
Coding region: 24-1316 (430 amino acids)
Cellular component (GO): NSL complex
Source: RefSeq, a predicted model, not a curated record
CAAGUUUUCUACGUGCGUUUUGUAUGUGUUGUUUCUUACAUCAUAUUCAAUUCAAUUUUUAUAACACAGUUGGCCAACGUGGGAGUCAUAGAUACUGUUAUCCCUGGAGUUUUUGUACUAUGGCCAUGUACGGCAAUCAGGCAUCAUCUUCACAAUACAUCAAUCCAAACCAGCCAACGUGCCAUAACACACUAUAUAACUGCUCCCAGCCGUGCGUCGAUGGCUUUUCUUAUUGUCUGGAUCACAUCACCGAGGAUCGAAAUGCUCCUUAUAGACCAUGCACAUUCGUAUUCUCUAAUGGAAAGAGAUGUGCCACAAAUGUUCUAAAGGGGGAACGAAGAGACGGAUUAUGUCAAGAUCAUGCCAAAAGGUCAGCAUUGUGUAAAAUGAAAACACUGAGGAAGAGGCAACCCCCUGAAUCCCUUGAAACCCUCAUCGAUGAUCUGCAGCAUUAUAGUGAAGCAGGAAAUGAAGAAAAAGCCACGGGGACACUCAGUUUAAUAGAAAAAUUGUCACUGAAUGCUUCCAAUCAAAAGUUGCAAGAUUAUGCUAGUGAAUCAGACAGUGAGGAGGAACUACCAACUGCAGAGCAAACUAUGCGGCAAGAGGAUGACUCUGAUGCAGAAAGUAUAGACAGUGACCCAGAUGAUCCGUUGAGGCAUGCUGGUGUCUUUACACCUGAGGAAGUGGUCUUACUGACCAGGGAUAAGCUGAUUAAACUACAAGCUCUGUAUCUCGAUCAGUUCAAGCGAUUACAUCAUCAGUUGAAGUGCGCACGCAGGCGCUAUCUUAAUGGCGUGAAAAGAGAGAAAGAAAAUGGAGUGGCAAGUGCUCCUUAUCCUGACACGCCAUCAGAACGUAGAGCUGUGGCUAAAUUACGAAGUUUGCGUCGCUUUCAGCGCCAUCGAGGCUCUGAGGCGUUAUUGCAUCAUCAGUUACAGGAAAAACGCCUCCAAGUCACACAAGGAGUCAAUUACAAAGCUCCACCCACACCAAAGUGUUCCUUUGUCGAUUGUGGAGUUAAAUGCACAAACCCUGCCGUUCCAUUGACGAAACAUUGCACAAGACAUGUAUUAAAUGAUCCUUCGCAAAUGUUAUUUCGACCCUGUGGUGCCACUAUUCACGAGAACGAAUGCAAAGAACCUGUUAUAAACUUCAGUGAAGACACUCGGUGCGUCUUUCACACCAUGAUGCCACCAAUGCUGCUUGUUGAACAGGAAAUUCCUGUUGCAUCUCCGCUUAUAAGCGUCGAUGAUGAAAUUGAUAAAGUGGAUAUUAAACUUGAAAUAGAUGACGCUGGACAAUCUUGCGGUUAAUUGUUUCUAUUCAUGAAUACUAUUUACAGUUCUC